GGUAAAAAGGGCGGGGGGAAAGGCGCGAAGGAUAAAAAUGACGAUAAAGACAAAGGAGGCGGUAAAGACCGUUCAAAUGGCACAAACGGCACUACAGGUCUUAGCGGCGCCGAUGAUACUGCGGACACCAGUGGCGGCGCAGCAGGGGAUGAGUCUUCAGGGGCCUCAACAAAGCCCCAGAGUGCAGGGGCGACCGCCAGGGAUGCGGCCCAACGGUUGCUUACUAUGUGCCAGAAGGGAGAAUGGGCACCGGUGGAUCAGAUCCUCAAGGCUAUGGAGAAAGCUGUGGCACAGGCGGGGGAGGAUGCUAAUGUACAUCCGUUGGCUGGCGUUUCGGAUCCGGUAAGGGAUUG
Messenger RNA from Acanthoscelides obtectus, 353 nucleotides. The record is from the annotation of a GenBank genome assembly. Lineage: Eukaryota; Metazoa; Arthropoda; Insecta; Coleoptera; Chrysomelidae.